AUGUCAGACUAUCCUUUACCUGUUGACGCUUAUGGGAAUUUUGAUGCUACUUUUACGAAUUCUGAUAUCCCUGGUCCUGCCGCUCUCCCGGUGUCGAACCCAACAAAAGCAUUUUGGACUCACCCAGGACUGAGCACCGACUGGCCAAUAAGCAUUAGUGUCGCUGUAGAGCUGGGAAAGCUCGUCAGACAAGAGAAUGUAGGAGAUAUUAAAGUCGUGAUUCUAGAAGCUCGGGAUUUUUGUAGGUCAUUCACUAUUCGCUCUGUAUUUAACUCAAUCGCUAACUGCAGGCUCUGGCGCAACUGGUACGAGGGAUCAUCGAUGUUAAAGAGUAUUAACCUUAUUGAGAAACUAUUUCAGGACGCAAUGGAGAAACAUACAGUCUCUUCUCUUCUCAACUUAAUAGAAGAAGGAGGAUGGGCUAAGGAUGUAGAUCUUAUUGAGGGAGGACACAAUGAACUAUUGGCUUCUUCAGAUGGAGUAGACGAGGGCCGGGCAGAUUGGAGGAAAGCUGUAGAUGCUGGAAUCAUUAAAGAGAAUGAUGUGACCUGGUUCACCCCAGAGGAGGCGAAGGAUGUGAGACCUGGUCAUAACUUGUGGCCUGUAAGACUCGUGACGAAAAUGUUCGAGCUCGCAAGGGAUGGAAAGAAUGCCACGGAAUCGACGCCCGGAGUCCAAUCAUCCCAGCAAUCAAACAACUCUUCUUAUUCCUCCACUAUCGCUCGUAUACUCAGUAAUAUUCUUCCAUCGUCCUCGAAAUCAGGAGCUGAGAAUCAAGGCACAACGCGGGUCGGAGGAAAGAGUAAUAACCAGGACCCGUAUCGUCUAAUUUUGCAUACUCAUACUCCAGCUCAUUCUGUCAAGUCAAAUGUCCAGAAAUCAGGACGCAAAUGGGCAGUGGAAACGAGUCGAGGGAUAGUUCAUACCGACACCGUAGUAUACGCAACGAAUGCAUAUGCCUCCCAUCUACUUCCCCAAUUAGCUGGUCCCAAAGGAAUCAUCCCAGUCCGCGGUCAAGUUGUAGCCGUUCGCGCUCUUGUAGGCUAUAUCGACGAGGGGUGGAAAGAGAAGGGUGGAGUGGUAGGGCUAACCAGGAGCGGAUGGGGCGGAAACCAAGGAUUCGAAUAUUGGUUUCCUAGGCCUAACCCCAGCCACCCUUCCGCAACGCCCACACAAAACGAGGAAGAACUACCAACUGACAAUACUGGUCCAAAUAAGGGAAUCCAAAGACCAUUGGUCAUCUUGGGAGGUGCUAGGGAGACUUUGAAAGAUAAAGGAUAUGGAAUGUACGAGACCGAUGAUUCCAAGCUGGAUGCCGAAGCCAGCGCCGGCCUCAGAAGAUUCCUACACAGUGUCUUUCCGGGUCAAUACUCGACUAAUGACCUUGAAUCUGUCUCGAAGAAUAUCGAGGUUGAAUGGGUAAUGUUACUCAAAUCCGAUUUGGUCGGAAGAGUAAAGGAUGCAAACGGAACCAUAGUCCCAGGUCAAUAUAUUUCUGCUGGCUAUACCGGCCACGCUUUGGCUAGCUUGAUCUGGCGAGACAUCAAACAGCCUAAUAAAGACUGGACAAUUCCCGACUGGCUACCGCGACAUUACCUGACGCAGUCUCCCGAAGAAUACAAAGCAGGACAGUCUGACUAA
Molecule: messenger RNA, 1641 nt
Organism: Acaulospora colombiana
Lineage: Eukaryota; Fungi; Glomeromycota; Glomeromycetes; Diversisporales; Acaulosporaceae
Source: the annotation of a GenBank genome assembly